Molecule: messenger RNA, 459 nt
Organism: Miscanthus lutarioriparius
Lineage: Eukaryota; Viridiplantae; Streptophyta; Magnoliopsida; Poales; Poaceae
Source: the annotation of a GenBank genome assembly
AUGUCUCAUUUCAUAGAGUCAUCUAGAGGUGGACGGGCGAGGAGUAGGCUUCAAGGUGCCCGUGGCAACUGCAUUGGCUCCGAGCACGGUGUCGUUCUAGAUCCAGUUGGUGAGCUCAGUGGGUUCCCGCUGAUACCUUGCGUGGAUUGCAGUCUUGCUCGGGUGGUGGAGGGGCGGACCAAGAAGGAUGGUGACAACCAUGGUCGACUCUACUUCAAGUGUGCUAGGAAUGGGGAGUACUUCCAGCAGUUGAAGGAUCGUGGCAUCAUAAUUGUUCACCCUUCAAAUUGGGCAGAGCUGCUAGAUGAAGAAGGUUCCAUGGACAGUCCAAAUAUUGACACCAAGAAGAAAAUCUUAGAGCAGAAGCUGGAGAUUUUGAAGUGGAAGAUGAACAUGUUUAUUGUGUGUGUUGUCUGUGUUGUCCUUGGAUGUGUUCUAAUGUAUGCUGUAAUAAAGUAA